AUGACUACCUCUCCUCCCCCUUCGGCUGCCACCGGCCUCGUAACUUCUCCUUCUGCAAAGUGUACCAAGCGCGGCCCUAAGAUUCCCAAAACUCCUAAGACUCCUGUUAAAGCCGACGGCUCUUCUGCUACCGAUCUCAACGCUCACACUCCUACUACUCCCAAAGUCAAGCGCUCUACCGCUUCUCCCGAGACCUCCGAUUCGGCUUCCACCCCUAGCCCCCGCAAGAAGGCCGAAAAAAUGGACGAGAGCACCAAAAAGGUCAUCCUUGCGCUCAAGAUGCGAGGAAUGUCCACCAAGGAGAUCGCAGCCGCUGUCAACGCCAACUAUAAGCGGGUCUGGAAUGUUAUCGACAAAGCAGCCAAACAGGGAGCCAAGUUCGGCCCCACUGAUGGAGCUGAGCUCGGCCAGCUCAGCGAUACUGAUAAGAAGAAUGCUGCGUUGACCCUCAAGCUCCAUGGCUGGAAGACCAAGGACAUUGCCGACCUGCUUGACACGAAGUACAAGUAUCUCUGGAACUUCUUUGACCAGUAUCAGAAGGCUGCGGGUUUGCCUGGUGUCAUUCAGGAUCCUGGUCUUUAG
This is a messenger RNA of Ustilago hordei, 582 nucleotides long. RefSeq lists its product as uncharacterized. The transcript has a single exon. Bases 1 to 582 code for a protein of 193 amino acids. NCBI's taxonomy places the organism in Eukaryota, Fungi, Basidiomycota, Ustilaginomycetes, Ustilaginales, Ustilaginaceae. The record is from RefSeq and is a predicted model, not a curated record.